CACACCAGCACCUGUUACUUUGUGAUUGCUGCCCCACCCACUCUUUGACUGGAAAGAGAGCAAGUGUGUGAAUUUGUUUGUGCCCUUUCUUUGGUUCUUUUCUCCCAAAUCCUGGGGGACGAUCAACGUUGCAACAUGGUUUGGCUUUUGAUUCUCUGGGUUGUCCAAGUGGGCAGUGUUCCCAUAGCCAAUUUCACAAAUGCUACUACUUCAAAUGCUACUUUCCCUGCAACAGUGGACAACUCUAAAAACCCCAUCAACAAUUCUACAAAUGUGACUUUCUCUGCCACAGGUUCUACUGCCUCGACGGGGCCACGUCGCAGACAAAAUGAUUGGUAUAAAACACCUGAAACCAGAGAAGAGGACUUACAGUUUGACCUUGCUAUCAUGGAGGGAGACAUUCUGGUUUCGGAAGACCGAUUAGCUGUGAAGUCCCUUUGGCCGGAGAAUGAAGGCGUCACUUCUAUCCCCUACAAGAUCAACGGUGAUCUGGUGGACAGAAAGGAAACUAUGCUAGCAGCGUUCAAGAUGAUUUCAGACCAGACAUGUAUCCUCUUCCACGAAUACACCAAUGAGAUUAACUACAUAGAGUUCAUCUCUGGGUCAGGCUGUGCGUCGUAUGUAGGUUUUCAGGGCGGGGCCCAGCCUCUGUACUUCGGUAGAGCCUGUAACGUGGGGAACCUGUGUCAUGAGCUGAUGCAUGCCCUGGGCCUGCACCACGAGCACACACGGCCAGACCGUGACCAAUACAUCACCAUACAGUGGGACAACGUGGUCUCAGGAAAAGAAGAUAACUUUAAGGUGAAGGAAGGAGACACUCAGGAUCUGCCCUAUGACUACGACUCCAUAAUGCACUACGGAACGUUUCUCCUGGCAGUUAUUACUUCUCAUCAAACCGGAACCCCACUAUUGACUCCAAGAAGAGUGGAGUCCAGAUUGGACAGAGAAAUCACCUGAGCCCCCUGGACAUAGCACGCCUUAACAAACUCUAUCAAUGUGAAUAACAAUGCACAGUUUAGCAUUUAUUACACCAUCGAAGAAGAUUCCAACACCACUGCUGCCGACUGAUUCCAACACACAUGGCACUGACAUCCUAACUUCUCUUCACAACAAUGAAUAAGUUGGACAAGUCCCUUAAAGCUUUCUGAUGUAUUAUACGUGUGGCUGGCUGCAGGCAGUGGUUUUAUUUCUCCUGUGUACUCUUGCUGCCUUGAAUUAGGCCUAUACCACUGCACUUGUCUUGGAAAUAAAUAAAAUGACCUAGACUGAAAAGAA
Oncorhynchus keta (chum salmon) is the source of this 1275-nucleotide messenger RNA. Its product is annotated as astacin-like metalloprotease toxin 5. The record is from RefSeq and is a predicted model, not a curated record. Gene Ontology annotation, molecular function: zinc ion binding; metalloendopeptidase activity. The coding region runs from base 136 to 957 and encodes 273 amino acids. Gene Ontology annotation, biological process: proteolysis. The transcript is spliced from 11 exons. Lineage: Eukaryota; Metazoa; Chordata; Actinopteri; Salmoniformes; Salmonidae.